Messenger RNA from Chaetura pelagica (chimney swift), 906 nucleotides. RefSeq names its product E2F-associated phosphoprotein (gene EAPP). Gene Ontology annotation, biological process: positive regulation of cell population proliferation. The annotation marks the transcript as partial. The record is from RefSeq and is a predicted model, not a curated record. NCBI's taxonomy places the organism in Eukaryota, Metazoa, Chordata, Aves, Apodiformes, Apodidae. The transcript has 5 exons. Gene Ontology annotation, cellular component: nucleus.
UGCGUCCGCAGCUCGGAGGACGAGGUGGACGUGCUCCUGCACGGCACCCCUGACCAGAAGCGGAAGCUGAUCCGGGAGUGCCUGACUGGGGAGAGCGAGUCUUCCAGUGACGAUGAGUUCCAAAAGGAGAUGGAUGCGGAGCUGAGCACCACCAUGAGGACCAUGGAAGGCACGUGGGCCUCACCAGAAACAGGUACUUCCUCAGAUACUGGGCAGACUGGAACUGCCAGCACUUCUAAAUACUAUGAUGACAUUUACUUUGAUUCUGACUCAGAAGAUGAAGAUAAAAUAGGUCCACAGGAUGUCCGGAAAAACAGAAAACAUCAGCAACGUCGGAUUCUUUCCAAUGAUGAACUGCUAUAUGACCCAGAAGAAGACAGGAGAGACCAAGAGUGGGUAGACUCACAGAGGAGGGGGUACCGCAAUCAAAGGAGAGCGCAUCUGCAGCAGCAGACCAGGCCCUCAGCUGUUCCAAACAGUGAUGCUGUUUUGAAUUGCCCAGCUUGCAUGACAACGUUAUGCUUGGACUGUCAGAGACAUGAAUCUUACAAAACACAAUAUAGAGCAAUGUUUGUGAUGAACUGCACCGUUAAUAAAGAGGAGAUUCUGAAAUACAGAAAGAAAGUAAAGAGCAGAAGUAAGAAGAUGAAGCACAGCAAAGAAACUACCUCUAAACAAUCAAAUCAAGAAGAGGAGGAAGUGUAUCAUCCAGUAUUAUGUACUGAAUGCUCAACUGAAGUGGCUGUGAUGGAUAAAGAUGAAGUUUUUCACUUCUUCAAUGUUCUAGCCAGCCAUUGCUAAUGUGCAAAAGCAGGGGGAAAAAAAUCCUGCACUCUUUUAAGACUGUGAAAUGCAGGUAUCUUAGCCUUUUUAAAAUACGAUCAUUUAAAUGUAUGUUUUCGUCAG